AAACCUUAGUGUCGUGUGACCGGUAACUGGUCCAAGUGGCUGGUACCGGGUGGGCGCCUUAAACUAUCCGGUUAACGCCUUACUUUAUUAUUAUCAUUUUGAAUCAACAACCCAAUUACAUACCUUUACUUAAUGUACUGCGGCGUCUGCAUUUUCUCUUUAUUUUUGUAUUAUUAUUAUUAUCAUUAUCAUUGAUUGCUGGCUGAAUAACUAAUAAGGAAGUGAUAUUUUCCCACGAAUGGAUUUUGGAGCAUUUUAACGCGCACUAUGGUUAGUAAAGACACGGAGGAUGCCAGUGAGACGGACCUGGCCAAGCACGACGAUGAGGACUAUGUGGAAAUAAAGGAGCAGAUGUACCAAGAAAAAUUGGCAUCUCUGAAAAGACAACUGCAGCAGCUCCAGGAAGGCACGCUGCAGGAGUACCAGAAGAGGAUGAAAAAGCUGGAUCAGCAAUACAAGGAGCGGCUUCGAAAUGCAGAUCUUUUUUUCCAGCUCGAGACUGAUCAGGUGGAGCGGAAUUACAUCAAAGAGAAGAAGGCCGCAGUCAAGGAGUUUGACGAUAAGAAGGUGGAGCUGAAGGAGAACCUAAUCGCCGAGCUGGAAGAAAAAAAGAAGAUGAUCGAAAACGAGAAGUUGACCAUGGAGCUGACUGGAGAUUCCAUGGAAGUGAAGCCAAUCAUGACCAGAAAGCUAAGGAGAAGACCCAAUGACCCAGUUCCAAUCCCAGACAAAAGGCGCAAGCCAGCUCCAGCUCAGUUAAACUACCUGCUCACAGAGGAGCAGAUAAUGGAGGACCUUCGCAUGCUCAACAAGCUGAAAUCGCCCAAGCGUCCAGAUGCUUCAGGCUCACAGCUCAUCAAAGGGCAUGGUAAAGUGAAGUGCCCAGGGGUGACUAGCAGGCCGGCACUGCUCCAUGGGCCUACAGAGAGCCUGCUGGGGCUCGCAAAGCUAACUUCUGCUCGGAUGCGCCUCCUUGCACCAGCUUCGCCCUCGUCCCCAGAGCACCUUCCCAGCACACCGCUGGAGACGCCAUCCCAACGAUAUGAAGCCCGGAUAGAGGAGGGAAAGCUCUACUAUGACAAAAGAUGGUACCAUAAGAGCCAGGCUAUCUACCUGGAGUCCAAGGAGAAUGCCAAGAUAAGCUGUGUCAUCAGUUCGGUGGGAACGAAUGAGAUCUGGGUGAGGAAGACGAGCGACAGCACCAAGAUGAGGAUCUACCUGGGCCAGCUGCAGCGUGGCGCCUUCAUCAUCCGCCGGCGGUCGGCCGCUUAAGACUUCCAUCCCCAUCGCUGUCCCCCUCGGCCCGAGGAGCCCCCGUCAGAGUACAUCAGUACGGCCUGCUUUACACACCCUCUCCCCCCUGCAGCUGUGAACUUGGCCUUGCCUCUGCUCCUUGCCUCCUGUCCCAUCGGUCAUGCUGACUCGUCGUCUCCCUCCGCAGGAUGGGAAUAGGAAUCAUGAAGUCGCUCACUAUGAAUUUGCAGCUGUGGAUUACUAUGGUUACAGAUGCUGACAUCUGUCACUUACGAUCAAUUUUUUAAAAAUCUUGUCUUGUGUCUUUUUUUUUUUUUAUUAUUAUUAUUUAUCCUGUGAGAAAACAUUUACUUUUGCCAGCCAUAGUAUUAAAUAGCAGGUAUUAUGUAGUUUUCUGACAUUUGAAUUUACUUCUAAAAAGUUUUAAUUUUGGCUGGGGAAAAUAAAAUGACUUUGGUGGAAGGGU
Molecule: messenger RNA, 1720 nt
Organism: Brienomyrus brachyistius
Lineage: Eukaryota; Metazoa; Chordata; Actinopteri; Osteoglossiformes; Mormyridae
Gene: suds3
Product: SDS3 homolog, SIN3A corepressor complex component
Exons: 12
Coding region: 268-1272 (334 amino acids)
Biological process (GO): negative regulation of transcription by RNA polymerase II
Cellular component (GO): Sin3-type complex
Molecular function (GO): histone deacetylase binding
Source: RefSeq, a predicted model, not a curated record